ACAGCAUAUGAACGAGGUUAAGUUGCUAUGCAACACGCACCCGUUAGUCAACAAACACCAUCUACCUAUUGUUUGUGUGCGCGGCCGGGUGAGCUCGGUGUAAAACGUCGUUAGAUACCGGUGUUAUUAUUUUGCAUUGCGAGCUAAGAAUCGUGCAAUAAUAUACCACGCCGCGCGCGCCACGUAGAGUUCAUACGCACAGUGUUUCUCUGGAUCUGGACGUCUGGAGCGAAAUUGGAUCGUGAACGAAUCAUCAAAACAUCAUUACUUGUUCCUGAAUUUUGUUAUUAUCAGACAAUUUAAUUUUAUAUUAACGUUAUAAUGCAAGCAAGUUCAAAGAUGAUCAAGGCAAAGCCAAAGAAAGAAAGCGAAAAGAAGUCAUCGGCAGAAGGAUUCUCUACAAAAUCAAGAAUGAAAAAUGCCGUUGUGAAAGCACCUCCAGCCGCUGGAGCUUUUGUCGAAAGACCACUUGCAGAUAAAGGAACAAGUUUCAGGAAAUUCUACGAAAGAGGAGACUUGCCUAUAGCGUUAGAGCACGACACAAAGGGAAAUAAAAUUGCGUGGAAGGUGGAAAUUGAAAAACUUGACUAUCAUCACUACCUGCCAAUGUUCUUUGAUGGUCUCUGUGAAACGGCACAUCCCUACGAGUUCUUCGCAAGGCAAGGAGUUCAUGACAUGUUGGAGCAUGGCGGGAGCAAGAUUCUUCCAGUUGUUCCCCAGCUUAUCAUCCCCAUCAAGAAUGCAUUGAAUCUGAAAAACAAAAUGAUCCUCUGCACAACGUUAAAGGUUCUACAGCAUCUCGUCAGGUGCGGUGAUCAGACGGUCGGAGAAGCCCUGGUUCCGUACUACCGUCAAAUCCUCCCCGUUCUCAAUAUCUUCAAGAACUGUAACCUCAACUCGGGAGACAGCAUCGAUUACGGGCAGCAGAGAAGAGAAAACAUUGGCGAUCUCAUCCAAGAAGUUCUCGAAUAUUUUGAGAUGGAGGGUGGCUCGGAUGCAUUUAUCAAUAUCAAGUAUAUGGUCCCGACCUACGAGUCAUCCGUACUCAACUAAUACCCUGAUAUAUAAACUCAUAAGCAAAGAACUGUGAUGCUCUUGUGGACUUGGAUGUCUUGAAGAGGAACUCUGUAAAAUUGUAAAUUGAUUAGAUAUUUAUAUUUUGUUCAUUGCCCUGUGUACAUUGCCUAUGCCUCCAUCUAUCUUAUUUUCACUUCAUGUUCUGAGAUCGAUAUGUUCCAACAUAUUUUCCCCCGGUCUUUUUCAAGAGGUCUAUAUUUUUAUAAGCAUAAGCACAAAUCUUGAGGUAUAUUUAUUAGAAUUAAAACUUCGCUCAAAGUCUUCUGGUACAAGGGUAGUUCUUAACAUGGUUUAAAUAAGGUAGGAAAAAUAGUCUGUAUAUUUUAUUUAAAAGUGAGUUAUGUUUUAAAUAUUUGAAUACAUAAAUGUGGAUAAUAUCAAGCUUCCGUCCUACCAAUUUACUAUGGUACAGACUAAAACUCUGAAUAUCUGGCAUUUAAAUUCAACAAGAUUUUAUUCUAUUCUUUUGUAGACCUAUGCAACUGUUAAAAAAACUCAAUCUUUUAUAAAACUAAAUACUUCGGGUUAUUCAAAUAAGGGACAAGUGCUUUUAAAUGUACAUGAGUACAUCAUUGGAAUAUGAUCUUUUACUGUGUUUAUGGUACAUGUGAGAUACCUCUUUGUUUCUAUUUUCCUUUUAAUUAACUGCAAUUUGAUGAUAAUCGGCCCUAAAUUUUGAUUUCCAUGAUACAUGUUGUCCACAUUACUCCUGUAUGUAUUUCAAAGUCACUCAAAAGAGAAGAUAUUAUGCAAAUCGCCCCCUGUCUUUAUUUGUACAAAUUGUAUUAUAUACCAUAAAAAAUGUACCUGAAUGUAUUGUAAGAAUUAUGAUACUUUGAUUAUACAUUUUUGUUCUUGCAUUGCCUUCAGUUUUUUUCAUUGUUUAAUUGAGUAUAUUUUUUGUGACAAUUUAGAACGCUAAAAUGCAAGGUGUUUAUAUGGCUUGGUAAUCAACAUAUUUGUUUUUGAUCCAAACUGAUAUUGACAAAAAUACUUUGAGAGAUCCUGAACAAUAUUCGAAUCUCAUUUGCAAUUGGUAUCACAAGCAUUGUAUAUGCAUUCAAGUAUUGGCUGCAUUUGGGAAAAAUAUUUUGGCCUGAGGACGUUGAAAUUUGUUUGCCAGCCUUUUAAUUUCAUAUUGCAUGUACAGAAAAUAAUGAUAUAUUGAUUUAAUGAUAUAAUAUCUUGCAGUCAGAAAAAGCAGGUCAAAUAGUGCUCCCUCGGUUUUUAGAAUAAUCUUAUUGUUAUAUCAGACAGUGAAAUGUGCAUAUACAUGUAUUGUGUAACUCAUUUUCAUAUUUACUCUCAGUAUUUCUAUUAUGGGUAUCAACAUUUCUUCCAUAUAAACAAACAAACAUCGAACAAUUUUUGCCUUAUGUUGAAUUCAAAUGAGCAAAUGAACUGAUUUUGUCAAUAUAAUUAUAUUUAUAUAAAUGUAAUAUCAAAGAUGUAUAGUGCAUAAAAGUCUAUGCAAAUUUAUAAUUAUAGUACUUGAUCUUUUAUGUGCCAUACUCCGUCCACUCUUAGAACAUUGUUUAGUGAUCAAAGUGCUUUAUAGUUUACACAAAUAUCUAACUUGUUUCUUUUUCAUCAAGAUUUUCCUGACUUAUAAAUUAUCUAUGAAAAAAGUUCAGAAAAGCAUCAAAAACAGUCAUAGCCUUAAACGGAAUAGUUAAGUGAACAAGUUACAUGUAUGUUGAGUAAUAGAUGAUCCUUUUAUGUUAAGAUAGCAAGAAGGUAUUCAACUUGUGUUUGUGCCCAAUGAUGCAGAAAUUUUACCUGGGCUGAAAAGUAAUGUAUCAUCGUGAAGCAUGCAGACAAAGUAUUGGUUUACUGGCCAGUCUAGUGUAGUAGGCCAGCAUGCUUUCCUUGUCUUGCCAGCAGUUUGGUGUUUCAAAAAGCUCUUCGUAAGUUACAAGCAACUUUACGAACGAAUGGUGACCUUUCCUUAGGGUAAAAGUCAUGCACCAGAUUUAUAUUGGUGUUGAUUUGGUUGCUAAGAAAUGGUAACAGUAAAGUUGCUCAUAAGUUACGGACGUGGAACGACCACCAGGAUGCACUGCCAUUCAUCUUUUUUUAAGGCAUGUCAAGUCAGGUAAAUUGGGACAUUACAUGAACAAUAUCUUUUCCUUUUUUUGUGAAAAAUCAAUUCUUUAAAUCUGUUCUUCAACUUGAAGCAUACUUUUACCUCAAUGGAGCAGGUAUUUUGAAAGAUGUAUUGGAUUUUAUUGUAGUAAUAAAGUAUGUUGUAAAUACAUGUACCGACAAAAAAUGAACAAUAAUUAUAUGCAAUGUUGUUUUUGUGACAUCUGUGUUGGAUGAUAAUGAUGUAUGAAAUAAAUGUUUGUCAAACUUA
This is a messenger RNA of Lytechinus pictus (painted urchin), 3433 nucleotides long. RefSeq names its product parkin coregulated gene protein-like. Lineage: Eukaryota; Metazoa; Echinodermata; Echinoidea; Temnopleuroida; Toxopneustidae. Gene Ontology annotation, molecular function: Hsp90 protein binding; Hsp70 protein binding. Gene Ontology annotation, cellular component: cytosol; neuron projection; vesicle. The record is from RefSeq and is a predicted model, not a curated record. The transcript has 3 exons. Bases 322 to 1053 code for a protein of 243 amino acids.